AAGCAAAGGCUCAUCCGUUGGAUCCUCUUGUUACAAGAAUUCGAUGUCGAAAUUAAAGACAAGAAGGGGUCGGAAAACUUGGUAGCGGAUCAUUUAUCCCGCUUGGUGAAUGUCGAGGUCACCGCAUCUGAAAAGGAAAUCCGGGAAGAAUUUCCUGAUGAAAAAUUGUUUAAGGUUCAAGUUAGGCCGUGGUUUGCAGACUUUGCAAACCACAAGGCUAGUGGUUGUGUGCCGGCCGAUCUAACUUCGAACCAAAAGAGGAAGUUCCUUUCGGAUGCGAAGUAUUAUGUUUGGGAUGACCCAUACUUGUUUAAGUUGGGUAGCGAUAACCUGUUAAGGAGAUGCGUAACUGACGCACAUACCCAUGCGCAAAGUUGUGACAGUUGCCAAAGAAGUGGUGGGAUAGGUAAGAGAGAUGAGAUGCCUCUCCAAAAUAUCCAAGAAGUGGAAGUGUUCGAUUGUUGGGGCAUAGAUUUUGUUGGACCUUUCCCACCCUCUUACGGGAAUGAGUACAUGCUUGUAGCUGUUGAUUAUGUCUCUAAGUGGGUUGAGGCGAUUGCCUCACCUCGGGCGGAUGCCAAAACGGUGAUAAAUUUUUUAAAGAAAAACAUCUUUUCCCGAUUUGGAACCCCCCGAGUGUUGAUAAGUGACGGAGGGUCACACUUUUGCAAUGCACCUUUGGAAACAAUUCUAAAACAUUAUGGUGUGUCGCAUAGGGUGACAACUCCGUACCACCCUCAGGCUAACGGGCAAGCGGAGGUCUCUAAUCGAGAGAUUAAGAGAAUCCUAGAAAAAACCGUGUCUAAUUCUAAAAAAGAGUGGUCCCAAAAAUUGGACGAAGCAUUAUGGGCCUACCGUACGGCCUUUAAAGCUCCAAUUGGCCUAACUCCGUUUCAAUUGGUAUUUGGUAAAACUUGCCAUUUGCCGGUUGAAUUGGAGCACAAGGCUUUGUGGGCCCUAAAAUUUCUAAAUUUUGAACCUGAGUUGGCCGGUAACAAAAGGAAAGUACAACUACUUGAGUUGGAGGAGAUGCGCAAUGCCGCAUACCACUCAAGUUGGUUGUACAAGGAAAAAGCAAAGAAGUAUCAUGACAAGAAGAUCCGUACCAAAGAAUUUUAUUAUUGCUUUCUGGAUGGAUAUUCGGGAUACAAUCAAAUUGCUGUAGCCCCGGAAGAUCAGGAAAAAACUGCAUUUACAUGUCCUUAUGGUAUUUUCGCUUACAGACGGAUGCCAUUUGGGCUAUGCAAUUCCCCAGCUACUUUGCAGAGGUUUAUGGCAUCUAUAUUUUCCGACAUGCUUGAAAAGUAUAUGGAGGUGUUUAUGGAUGAUUUCUCUGUGUUUGGUUCUUCUUUUGAUAAUUGUUUAGCUAACUUGUCUCUUGUUUUGCAAAGAUGUCAGGAAACUAACCUUAUUCUCAAUUGGGAGAAAUGUCAUUUCAUGGUGCAGGAAGGAAUUGUGCUAGGACACAAAAUUUCCCACAAAGGAAUUGAAGUGGACAAAGCCAAAGUGGAGGUGAUAGCUAGCCUCCCACCUCCGGUGAAUGAAAAAGGGAUAAGGAGUUUUUUGGGCCAUGCAGGUUUUUAUCGCAGGUUUAUCAGAGACUUCUCAAGAGUUGCCAAACCAUUGACUGAUUUGCUAGUUAAGGACAAGCAAUUUAAUUUUGAUAAAAACUGCAUGGUAGCUUUCGAAACGUUAAAGAGUAAGUUGAGCAGUGCGCCUGUUGUAAUCGCCCCCGAUUGGUCCUUGCCUUUCGAAAUAAUGUGUGAUGCAAGUGACCUUGCUGUGGGGGCUGUCCUAGGACAGAGAAAGGACAAAUUAUUGCAUGUGAUUUAUUAUGCUAACGGUUAUUCAGGCUUCUUCCAAAUACCAAUUCACCCUAAUGACCAAGAAAAGACAACGUUCACGUGCCCUUUUGGUACCUUCGCUUAUAGACGAAUGCCGUUUGGCCUGUGUAAUGCUCCUGCAACCUUUCAAAGAUGCAUGAUGGCAAUUUUCGCCGACUUUCUCGAAAACAUCAUGGAAGUAUUUAUGGAUGACUUUUCCGUAUACGGACAAAGUUUUGAAGAAUGCCUUGAAAACCUAGAAAGAGUUCUUGAGCGAUGUGUGAAAGUAAACUUAGUACUUAACUGGGAGAAGUGCCAUUUUAUGGUACAAGAAGGAAUUUUUUUAGGACACAUCAUCUCGAACAGAGGAAUUGAACUAGACAAAGCCAAAAUAGAGGUAAUCGAAAACCUUCAACCCCCGAAAACUGUGAGAGAAGUACGAAGCUUCUUAGGACACGGCGGUUUUUACCGACGAUUCAUCAAAGACUUCUCUAAGAUAACUAAACCUUUAACCGGACUAUUGAUGAAAGAUGCUGAUUUCAUAUUCGACGAUAACUGUUUAAAAGCAUUUCAAGCGCUUAAGCAAGCAUUGAUCUCCGCACCCAUAAUGCAGACACCCGACUGGAAUGAACCAUUCGAAAUAAUGUGUGAUGCCAGCGAUUAUGCUGUAGGUGCUGUUUUAGGACAACGAAAGGAUAAAAAGCUUCACGUUAUAUAUUACGCAAGCAGAACCCUGGAUGAAGCGCAAAUGAAUUACGCCACUACCGAGAAAGAACUCCUAGCAGUUGUAUUUGCGCUAGAUAAAUUUCGUUCUUACUUGGUCGGAGCCAAAAUAAUAGUUUACACUGACCACGCUGCUAUCAAGUACCUUUUAACAAAAAAGGAUGCUAAACCU
Messenger RNA from Lathyrus oleraceus (garden pea), 2718 nucleotides. RefSeq lists its product as uncharacterized. The annotation marks the transcript as partial. Gene Ontology annotation, molecular function: nucleic acid binding. Gene Ontology annotation, biological process: DNA integration. NCBI's taxonomy places the organism in Eukaryota, Viridiplantae, Streptophyta, Magnoliopsida, Fabales, Fabaceae. The transcript has 5 exons. The record is from RefSeq and is a predicted model, not a curated record.